Alternaria alternata is the source of this 2490-nucleotide messenger RNA. Its product is annotated as HET-domain-containing protein. The record is from RefSeq and is a predicted model, not a curated record. Bases 428 to 2398 code for a protein of 656 amino acids. Lineage: Eukaryota; Fungi; Ascomycota; Dothideomycetes; Pleosporales; Pleosporaceae. The transcript has 4 exons.
GGACAUGAUGGGGAUGAUAUAUGAAAUAACGCGUCUACGAUAGACGAAUCAACGAACUAGUACACUGCGCACGAUGUGGUUUGUUUAUGCGUGGUUCCAUUCCGGUGAUAGUUAGCGACUGCGACUGUUCAUUCUGUGGCGAAAGAACAACGAAUAACGGUACUUCUUAGCGUUCGCGGCUCGCAGUAAGCUUCUUUCCAUCCAACUCGCCAGCCAUCAACCGCUCACAUACACCAAAUACAAGCACUCGCAUCUAGCUCAGCCAUUGGCUUUAGAGAUCCCUACCGCUAUGCACCACAAAGAUACACCACCUGUGACAGCAAGGCUGCGCACUGCCCCGCGUCUUGGCAGCCUCCUAGCUGCAGCCUGACUGAGCGUAACGGGGUGAAAUCUGUCCCGGCUUCAUCUACAUCUUUCAACUUUGGAUAUGACUUUUGGCCUGUGGCGUUCUAUCGCCACGUAUAUCAAACCCUUGGCCAGUGAACCUAUUGGCCCAUCCGACACUACAGCUGAUCUGGACUCAGCUACCGAUAGCGAAACUGAAGACGAAGGCCAUGAGCCCUGCUACUUAUUUUCGGAAGAACCCGGACGUUGGAUGGUUGAUACAACCAUCACGAAACUUCGACGUGGAGUGGCUGCUGCUUGCCAAAAGUGUAGUAUUGUGCUCGAUGCUAUUACCACCUAUAGUAGCGAGCGACUAUGCAUGGAUAGCAUAACAGAAGUCAGUGUGCUAGUGGGUAGCUGGAGCAUAUUGCUUGACAACGACGAACGUGAAAGAAUACACCUAGAGCUAUUUCGAUUAGAAGGUCAGGAGCUACACACCCUGCUCGAUCUUUCAUCCUCCAAGAUAGACAUUCCCACCAGGACACUUCUUUCAGGAGACACAUCUUCAGAUCAAGCUCUUCAAACAUUGCACAAUUGGAUCGAAACCUGUGUUGAGCAUCAUGAGAUUUGUGCUGGACGAAAAGUCAACCAAUUACCAAAACGAGUGCUUGAGAUAGAUGGAGAGCAUGUCUAUCUUCGCGAGCACUUGAAAACACUAACCAUGUAUGCUUGUCUAAGUCAUUGUUGGGGUCCAUCAGGCCCAGCACUCAAGCUAGACAAGACGACUUCCGGUGAUUUCAUGGAUGGCAUACUUAUCGGUCGACUGCCGAAGACCUUUGCAGACGCUGUUCGCUUAUGUUCAAGACUUGGUUUUCGCUUUAUCUGGAUCGAUGCCUGCUGCAUCAUGCAAGACGACGAGGAUGACUGGAAAGAAGCAGCAGCAACAAUGGCAAUCAUCUAUGAACGGGUCAAUUUGACCAUCGCAGGUACUUGGGCCGAAAACAGCGACUGUGGUUUGUUUACGUUGGAGCGAGAAAGAUACAAGGCCAGAAAGUUAGAGGACCAUGAGCUCUACAUACAGGAAAGCGGCGCCCCUUUCCCACAUCCAUCUAAUUCCACGAAUCUGGAUGAUUUUCCACUGCUAAAUAGGGCUUGGGUAUACCAAGAGCGACUUUUGUCGUCGCGGAUGGUCCACUUUGGCAAGGAUCAAAUGUAUUGGCAAUGUCCCACUCGCUUUAUCUCGGAGAGUGGGAUGACCUACAAGGAUAUCUACCAAUGGAGCAAUAAUCCAAGUUUUAACCUCUUUGAGGUCAUCGGAGAUCCGGUCGACCGCUGGCACAAGUUGGUAAACAUGUAUUCUGGCCUGGACUUAACCUAUGCAAGCGAUCGGUUACCCGCAGUCGCUGCCAUAGUCGAACGUGAAAUGCGAUUACGCCCAGACGAUGUAUACAUUGCCGGUAUGUGGAAGAGUAGUCUGCUUUCGGAUCUUGCCUGGGUGCCAGGUGCAUCUUGCACGCCGCGGGCGUGGUGUCUCCGAAUGCGCUCUCCAACAUGGGCAUGGCCAUCUUCACAAGUGCAAGUUCUUUGGCUGAGCGGAACACUUGAACCAUGCUUGAGAUUGGUGGACCUAUCCUACACUUGUAUUGGACCGGCGCAUGUUGGCGAAGUCGCAAAUGCUAGCAUCUCAUUGGAAGGUCAUCUAUACACCAUUCGGUUAACACGACACGUCGAGCGGAGGACAGCUGUAUUAGAACCGUGCAUGGAAAUAGUUACUCGCUCAAUUUCGGACGUUAGGUUAUGCGAUUGGAGUACACAUAUGGACUUCGACUGGUCUGCGGGUGAUCGACCGGUCAUGGUUGGAGAUACUUUCGACGUUUUACCUAUCAACUUGCUGUCAGGAUCAGCCUCUUAUGUGGGGCUCAUUCUUAAAGAGGUCACCGACGGCGUCUUCGAGAGAAUAGGAACUAUCGAAAUUGAAGCCGUUUGUCAGUCGGAGAUGACCACUCUACAAAAGACUUGGAGGAUCUGUGAAUUCGUUGAGGCAUUGCCAAUUCGACAGGUCAAGAUUAUCUGACGAGAUGAUAGGGGACCGGGUGCUUGCUUCGGUCAGUGGAUACUACACGCUGCUCGAACUACAACGAUGUGGUCUCACGAGACCCACCGACC